Messenger RNA from Leptosomus discolor (cuckoo roller), 2448 nucleotides. NCBI's taxonomy places the organism in Eukaryota, Metazoa, Chordata, Aves, Leptosomiformes, Leptosomidae. The record is from RefSeq and is a predicted model, not a curated record.
AUGAAUGACCUCCAUGCCAUCCAUCCCAUGUACCAGUUCUCUCUGAAGGCGUUCAGCAUCGUGUUUCAGAAAGCCAUUGAGAGGGCACCUCCAGAUGAGAGCCUCCCAGUGCGUGUGCUGAACCUCAUUGACAGCAUUACCUUCUCCGUGUUCCAGUACACGACCCGGGGGCUGUUUGAGUGUGAUAAGCUGACCUACACCGCUCAAGUUACCUUCCAGAUACUUCUGAUGAGUAAAGAGAUCAACACAGUAGAACUGGAUUUCCUACUAAGAUACCCAGCACAGACCAGUGUAACAAGCCCAGUGGAGUUCCUGUCUAAUCAAUCCUGGGGAGGAAUCAAGGCUCUCUCAUCCAUGGAGGAAUUCAGAAACCUGGAUCGGGAUAUUGAGGGGUCUGCAAAACGGUGGAAGAAAUUUGUUGAAUCUGAGUGUCCUGAAAAAGAGAAGUUCCCUCAGGAAUGGAAGAACAAGUCAGCUCUGCAGCGCCUGUGCAUAAUGAGAGCCAUCCGACCCGAUCGUAUGAUCUACGCUGUCAGAGAUUUUGUAGAAGAAAAGCUUGGCAGUAAAUAUGUGGUAGGGAGAUCCCUGGAUUUUGCAACAACCUUUGAAGAAUCAGGACCUGCAACACCGAUGUUUUUUAUCCUGUCCCCAGGAGUCGACCCGCUGAAGGAUGUGGAAAAACAAGGGAAGAAACUUGGUUAUACAUUUAACAACAGAAAUUUCCACAACGUUUCCCUUGGACAAGGUCAAGAGGUAGUUGCUGAACAAGCUCUAGAUCUGGCUGCGAGGGAGGGUCACUGGGUCAUCCUUCAGAAUAUCCACCUGGUGGCCAAGUGGCUGAGUUCUCUGGAGAAGAAGCUGGAGCAGCACAGUGAGGGUAGCCACCAGAAUUUCCGUGUCUUCAUGAGUGCAGAGCCGGCGCCCUCCCCUGACAGCCACAUCAUUCCCCAGGGCAUCCUGGAGAACUCCAUCAAAAUCACCAACGAGGCCCCGACCGGGAUGCACGCCAACCUGCACAAAGCCCUCGACAACUUCAACCAGGACACCCUGGAGAUGUGCACCCGGGAGAAUGAGUUCAAGAGCAUCCUCUUUGCCCUCUGCUAUUUCCAUGCCGUGGUGGCAGAAAGGCGCAAGUUUGGCCCCCAAGGCUGGAACCGUUCCUACCCUUUUAACACUGGAGACCUCACUAUCUCUGUGAACGUGCUGUAUAAUUACCUGGAGGCCAGCUCAAAGGUCCCAUAUGAUGAUUUGCGCUACCUUUUUGGUGAGAUUAUGUACGGAGGUCACAUUACAGAUGACUGGGACAGGCGGCUUUGCAAAACCUAUUUGGAAGAAUUCAUUAAGCCAGAAAUGCUGGAGGGAGAACUCCUUCUUGCUCCAGGAUUCCCCCUCCCAGGGAACAUGGACUAUAAUGGCUAUCAUCAGUACAUAGACGAUGCCUUGCCUGCAGAGUCUCCUUACCUGUAUGGCCUCCAUCCCAAUGCUGAGAUUGGCUUCCUGACCCAGACCUCGGAGAAGCUCUUCCGUGUCGUGCUGGAGAUGCAGCCUCGGGACACCAGCAUGGGCGAAGGAGGAGUGGUGACCCGGCAAGAAACGGUGAAAGCUCUUCUGGAAGAGAUGUUAGAGAAAUUGAUGGAUGAUUUUAACAUUGCAGAACUGAUGACAAAGGUGGAGGAAAGGACGCCAUACGUUGUGGUUGCCUUCCAGGAAUGUGAGCGCAUGAACAUCCUUACCAGUGAAAUAAAGCGCUCUCUCAAGGAGCUGGAUCUGGGGCUGAAGGGAGAACUGACCAUGACAAGUGACAUGGAGAACUUGCAGAAUGCCCUCUUCUUGGACAUGGUGCCCGAGUCCUGGAUAAAGAAGGCUUACCCUUGCACGGCCAGCCUGGGCACAUGGUUUGCUGACCUCCUCACUCGCAUCAAGGAGCUGGAAGCCUGGACAGGAGACUUUUCCUUACUGUCCUCAGUGUGGCUUGCUGGGUUCUUCAAUCCCCAGUCUUUCCUGACAGCCAUCAUGCAGUCCACAGCCCGAAAGAAUGAAUGGCCUUUGGACAAGAUGAUCUUGCAGUGCGAUGUGACGAAAAAGAACAGAGAAGAUUUUGCCAGUCCUCCCCGGGAAGGGGCGUAUGUCCACGGUUUGUUCAUGGAGGGUGCGCGCUGGGAUGCACUGGCUGGGAUAAUCACAGAUGCCAGGCUCAAGGAACUAACCCCAGCCAUGCCUGUCAUUUUCAUCAAAGCCAUUCCGGCUGACAAACAAGAUAUGCGUAGUGUGUACCCAUGUCCUGUAUACAAAACACGCCAAAGAGGGCCAACUUAUGUGUGGACUUUUAACCUUAAAACUAGAGAAAAUCCUUCCAAGUGGGUGCUCGCUGGUGUUGCAUUGCUGCUACAGAUCUAGGCUCACCAGCAGAGCACCUCAUUUGCAAAUCCCUCACAAUGUUUUUCACAG